Anopheles maculipalpis is the source of this 3400-nucleotide messenger RNA. RefSeq names its product ubiquitin-protein ligase E3C. The coding region runs from base 3 to 3380 and encodes 1125 amino acids. Lineage: Eukaryota; Metazoa; Arthropoda; Insecta; Diptera; Culicidae. Gene Ontology annotation, biological process: protein polyubiquitination; ubiquitin-dependent protein catabolic process. The transcript is spliced from 9 exons. Gene Ontology annotation, molecular function: ubiquitin protein ligase activity; protein binding. The record is from RefSeq and is a predicted model, not a curated record.
UCAUGUUCAGCUUCGACGGAGAAUUUCGUCGCCGUCCGCAACAAAAUCUUGGCGGUGCUUCACUGAAAACUGACCGUCUGACAACGAUCCGGAAGGCACAGCAGGAACGUCAAAAGCGCGAGGAAGCACGUCGUCAUCAGUGCGGUGCGAUCGUGAUACAAUCCGCCGUCCGUAGCUUCAUACAGCGACAACACACAAAGCAGCGCGAACGGGACAAGUUUGACGAGUACCGGAAGGUGAACGGUACCAUACGAAACGGGCAAGAUUUGGAGUUUUACAGCAAGCGGAUCAUCUUCUUCUAUCAGCACCGUACCGCCCAGGAUGGGGAACGUUUGAUCUUUUUGUGUCAGUUUAUGAUAAAAAAUCCUGGCGAAGUGUUUAAGCUGCUCGAUCGGGACUCGAUCUGGACGUAUCGCAUCAAACUGCUGCUUGGACUGUGUUUGGGACAAAUCUUAGUUCCAGAAUGUUCACCGACAAUACCGAUGCGCAUGCUGGAGAUCUAUUCCUCAAACACAUACAUUGCAAAGCAUGUCCCACCGGCCGGUACGGAUCACGCCCAGUACAUCCAGCAGUAUCUCGUCUCCAUCUAUCGUCAUCUCAUCGAGCGACGCUAUUUCUGCGUUGUGCGGCAACUGAUCGAGGAGAAGCUGCCGGCCGUUGAUAUGGAUACAACCACGCUGGCUACCCCGAUCGCCGGUGCACUGUUCGAUAUGUUGCUACGCCCGUUGCAGCUGAUCGAUGCGGAAGCACGCGAUCUGCUAAGCCGACAGAUAGUGCAAUCGUUCACCUUCAAUGUGCUCUCUCCGCACCAUCUGUCUGAUCAGGUGAAACACUUUGUGCUGCCAGCGUUGGGCGAAAGGAAAGAUUUCCCCUACUGGACGUUGGUGCGCUGCAUUGCGGAUGAGUAUCAGGGACAGUUGGAUUACCGGAAUGCGAUCCUGGUCGAUCUGACGGACGACACGAUGGGCGGAGGAUCGACGGGAACGGUGCGUAUGGGUGGAACGGCGAAAAAGGCUCGCAAGGAUCAAUCACAGGACGAGAGGUUACUUUUAACUAGUUCGUUGUUGUAUGCGUUUUUAAAGCUCGAUGAACGGCACUUGGAUGAAACGUCGAAUUCUAAAGAGCACUUCAGUGCCUACCUCAAAGUGGUCGCCUCCAUGGUGGACAACAUUACCAAACUACCUCGGAAAGCGAUCCGUUCGUCCAUUAAUCGACCACUGGACGAUUCAAGUGAUUCCGAUUCGGAUGGCGAGGAUGGGCCGUCGCUGAGUCCGCGCGAAGCGACCCUCCUGCACGAGAUCAUAGGAAUGUUAAACGAAAGGCGCCGUGUGUCGUACAUUGUGCGAAUGAUCGAUGUUGUGCUGGAUGAUCCGAUGGCGGUGCAGAAUUUAUGUCAAGUGUGUCAUGAGCUUAUGACGUACAACCGGAUGGCGGUGUACGAGUAUAAGCUCCUGUACAUGCUUGCUUCGAAACCGCUCAUCAUACGGGGGCUUUGGUACUCGCUAACGGCGCAUACGAUGGGCCCCCUGUUUAGCUCCCCAAUAGUGCGGCUCUCGAAGGGAAUCAACAUCUCAAAGGAAGAUUCCGAUCGUAUCAUUCCGAUAUUGGCUUCAUUUUGUGCUCUGUUCGGUCGACUAAUAGCCUCCCUGCACGAUGGUGAAUUUGUACAGGAAAACGUCCUACCCGGCUCCGUUAGUAGCAUCAUGCCGUUUAGUAUACCGGAACUGAUCCCACUUAGCACAACGCUGAAGGAAAUAUCGCUCGGACUCGUUGAGCUCGCUUUCCCCGAGACACGCUCUAACCUGCACGAUUCGUACCGAACGAUGAUAUCCUCCCUCAGUGCGACAGAAGCCCGUGGACUCGGUACAAACAACAAACUACGGUCCGUCGAUCGCCAUCAAGCAUACGAACAAAAUCGUCAAAUAUGGCCCCAUCUGUUGAAGGUGUGCGUUUCACUGUUGCGCCAAAUACAUACACGCGACCUCCGGCGAUGCUUCUGCCCCGAGGGACACUGGACGGCUCAGAAUCUUAACCUUCCACUGGACAAACCCGCCGAUCUACAUCUUUCCCGUGGCUCACGGCGUGGUCCCCGGCCCUUUCAACCGAUACGGGACUUUACGCGGGAAGACAUUGAGGAUGGACCACCGCUUUCUACCAAGCAAAUCCGUUCGAUAACGAUCCUGAGGGAGAUACCGUUCGUGGUGCCGUUCAACACGCGGGUCGGUGUGUUUCAGGGGCUGGUGUCGGCGGACAAACUGCGGACGCAGGGUGAUUUGCAGGGAUUCUUGCAAGGACCAUCGAUUAAUAUUACGGUGCGGCGGUCACAUCUCUACGAGGAUGCGUUCGAUAAGCUAAGCCCAACAAAUGAACCCGACUUAAGGCCCAAGUUUCGCAUCGAAAUGGUCAACUCGGUUGGGUUGCGUGAGGCCGGCAUCGAUGGUGGUGGCGUGUUUCGCGAAUUUCUAUCCGAGCUAAUCAAAUUGGCGUUCGAUCCUCAUCGCGGAUUCUUUAUGAUCACAAAGGAUAACAUGCUCUACCCAAAUCCGUGCGUGGGCAAGAUUGUGGAGGACUUCCAGCGCCACUACUACUUCAUCGGGCGCAUUCUCGGGAAAGCAUUGUACGAAAAUCUUCUAGUAGAGCUUCCGUUGGCCGAGUUUUUCCUCUCGAAACUAGCCGGCAAACAUUCGGAUGUGGACGUUCACCAGCUAGCCUCACUGGAUCCCGUUUUGUACAGAAAUUUAAUGUCCCUCAAAGCUUACGAAGGGGACGUGGCUGAUUUAGGGUUAGAUUUUACUAUCGUCUGUGAUGCGCUAGGGGAAACAAAGGUAGAGGAACUAAAACCGAACGGUGCCAACAUCAUCGUCAACUCAUCCAACCGUAUCGAGUACAUUCAGCUAAUGGCCGACUUCAAGCUGAACCAACAAAUCCGGGCACAGUGUGCCGCCUUCCGCCAGGGGUUGGCCAACGUGCUGCCGAUCGAGUGGCUGUACAUGUUCAGCAACAAGGAGCUGCAGGUGCUAAUAUCGGGCGCUGAGAUACCGGUCGACGUGCACGACCUGCGGCAGCAUACCCGCUACGGUGGUGACUUCUCCAUCGAACAUCACACGAUCCAACUGUUCUGGAAGGUGGUGGAACAGUUCGACGAUAUUCAGAGGCGACUGUUGCUAAAGUUCGUAACGAGCUGUUCGCGACCGCCGCUGCUCGGGUUCAAGGAUCUCGAUCCACCGUUUUACAUACAGAACGCUGGUGAUACGGAUCGGCUACCCUCGGCAAGCACCUGCAUGAAUCUGUUAAAGCUGCCAGCAUUCGAGGAGGAAGAUAUCCUACGGGAAAAGCUGCUGUACGCAAUUCAGAGUGGUGCUGGGUUUGAGCUGAGUUAAAAUAUCAUCCGGAGCCCUAA